Pecten maximus is the source of this 1455-nucleotide messenger RNA. RefSeq names its product mannose-P-dolichol utilization defect 1 protein homolog. Bases 162 to 887 code for a protein of 241 amino acids. The record is from RefSeq and is a predicted model, not a curated record. The transcript has 5 exons. Lineage: Eukaryota; Metazoa; Mollusca; Bivalvia; Pectinida; Pectinidae.
AACACAUCAGACAGAUAGAUAUGAUUAUCCAUGUGCAAUGAUCACCUCAUCUGAUAAAUAUAGUAUAUAUACCGAGAAGAGACUUCAUUGUAUCAUAAACUCUUGUUACAUAUACACCACUUGACCAUUCAGCUAUCGUUGUGUGGAAAUAUACAGUUAUAAUGAGCAUCCUUUACAGAGAAACGACACUUAAGUCAAUGGGUUAUGUUGAGACCCCGGAAUACUGCUACAGCGAGAUUUUACAGAGACGUCCAUCAAUGCAAGGUUCAUGCUGGUUUAUCCUGUUUACAAAAGCACUGGGGUAUUUCCUCAUCGGCAGUGCAACUAUAAGUCAAAUUCCUCAAAUAUUCAAAAUACUUCGUCGGCGAAAUGCUUCUGGAGUCAGUUUCCUCAGCAUGCUGCUGAUGCUGGAAGCGUCCUCUUCAAGUGUAGCAUACUCACUAUCGAAGGAAUACCCAAUCAAUUCGUGGGGAGAGAAUUUAGUGUUCAUGCUUCAGAAUGUGAUUUUGGUGUGCCUUUUGCUACGCUACAACAAACGCCCCCUAGCGUCACUUUCCUUUAUGAUUUUCUACAUCGUUGUGAUGAUCGUCCUCAUCCUUCCCGUCAUUCCUAGCGAUGUCAUCUUAUUCAUCAAUAUCAUCGGUCUUCCAGCAGCUAGUGCGAGCCGGAUUAUACAGAUAUACACGAAUCACAAAAACAAAAGUGCAGGACAACUGUCAGCAGCGUCAACGUUUUUGUGUAUAUUCCAAAGUUGUGGACGAUUAACAACGUCGAUUGUUCUUACAAAAGACUGGAUUAUGAUUUUGACAUUCAUACAAGUUAUCAUACUCAACAUUAUUUUGACGUGCCAGGUUCUCUACUACAGAAGAAAAACAAAAACAAAGUAGAAAAAAAAUAUAACUAUUUAAGACAUUUUCUAUUAAUAUGUAACUGAAAAUUCUCAAGUGCCAACAGUGAAAAUAUAAUGAUGUAUAUAAUUUCAAAACAAUGUAUUGAAAUAAUCUCAGGAUGCUAGUGUUUGUAUGAAAUUAUUAAUUUCGAAAGGAAAAGUGAGAGUUGGUAUGCUAUUAAAUUUACCUAAUAGAUGUGACAUAUAAAUGGCUAAAUAUUGACUGAGUAAAUGGUUUAGAAUUUACUGUGUGCGUUAUUGCAGAAAAUAGCUUGUGUUACAAAGUAUUGAUGUGUUGUGUGAUGGUUGUAAGCAUUAUAAUUAGUAAGGUUGUCAAAUGUUGGUAUGUUUAUGUUGUUGUGACAGAAAAUGUUUAGUAAGAGAGUUUGUGAUAUCAUAAGUAACACAAGGCGAAUGUAUGCAUUUAUUCAACUCCAUUUCGUCUGAUGGAAAUAGAACAUUGUAUCACCGCAUAUCUACAGAAAAUAUUUUUUACAUUAUUCAUAAUGUUAUCUCAUUGCUUCAUAAUGCAUUUUUGUACAAAAUAAAAUACUCAUCUGACUUAA